AUGUCUAGCAGCGGUUUGCUCUCUUUGGCCGGCUGGGCCUUUCUGCCGGGCCUUGUCACAGGAUGGAUUCAAGCCUUCUGGUACAGUUUUACCAUUCGAGCGGGUGAUCCAAAACCUCAGCCGGGAUCCCCAAAGUAUGCGCUCCAUCGACGGCGCAUUCAUAUUAUGGUCGUGAGCGCUUACCUCCUUUACACAAUCUACGAAGCAGAUUGGGAGAUUCGACGAGCGGGCGAUUUCUACCAGGAUCUUGGUAUACCACACUCUGCCAGCGAGAGAGAAAUCAAAUCAAGGUUCCGGAGAUUAGCAGCUAUUCACCAUCCCGACAAGGUGUCCUCUUCCUCUCCAAGCUCGGAAGGCUACUUUGUGCACCUGAAACUCGCCCAAGAUACGCUCCUCAACCCCGUGAAAAGAUUCGCAUACGAGCGUUUUGGCCCCGAAAUCUUAAGCUGGCAACGUUGCUCGAGCAUCCGGGACUACCUCCUCCAGGGCCUGCUAUCCAUCCUCACCUACUAUGGCUCCACCGCCAUUGCCCUCUAUAUGCUCAACCUUUUUGGUUACCUAGAAUGGGGGAAAUAUUGGCGCUGGCUUGCGGUCAUCAUCGUGUGUGUCUUCGAACUACACACGAUUUCUAGGCCCUAUUUUCCUCCUUUUGCGGCUAAGUUCUUGAAUCCUCUUCUCACAACCUUCACGAGCCACCCCCCGUACCUCCCCUUCCAAGUCAUCCAACUGCUGCGGAAAAUAUCAGUCACAAUGUACAUUGCAAUUACGCAAAUCUGGCCCCUAAUUCAAUCAUUGUCCGAGAAUUCACAAUCUACGGCUACCUCUGCAUCACUCGAUCAACAGUUGAACAGGCUGGAAGCUACGGCGAAAGCAACUGAUAUCGAAACGGCGAGGCUGGUGGAAAUGGAGAUGAGUCCCUUUCGAGAGGAGCGGGCGUUGGAAGCUAUGAAAGGGAAGGUAAAGGAGUGGUUGGUCCGGAAUACUAUAAACAGUGACCCGGAGGUCAGGGAUGCGAUUGGGAGGAGUUUCCAGAAGAGACGAACAGAUGCCCCUGCUGGAGCGAGGGGCAACAGAUAG
Molecule: messenger RNA, 1077 nt
Organism: Amorphotheca resinae ATCC 22711
Lineage: Eukaryota; Fungi; Ascomycota; Leotiomycetes; Helotiales; Amorphothecaceae
Exons: 2
Coding region: 1-1077 (358 amino acids)
Cellular component (GO): endoplasmic reticulum
Molecular function (GO): misfolded protein binding; protein-folding chaperone binding
Source: RefSeq, a predicted model, not a curated record